Messenger RNA from Trichoplax adhaerens, 1449 nucleotides. RefSeq lists its product as uncharacterized. Lineage: Eukaryota; Metazoa; Placozoa; Uniplacotomia; Trichoplacea; Trichoplacidae. The record is from RefSeq and is a predicted model, not a curated record. Bases 1 to 1449 code for a protein of 482 amino acids. The transcript has 16 exons.
AUGGAGUAUAAAAAUAAUGGCCAUGAGUUACAGGCUACUGUCUAUAAAACCCUAUUCAUCCAGACGUUUAGAUCAAUUGCGCGAACGUUGGGUGAAGCGUUAACCAACAAGGAAUUAAGUCAAAUUGUUUGCCAAGCUAUCAGAUUGCUCAUUCAAACAAGCUGUAAAAACGUGAAAAUAAAGAAUCAUCAUGCCUGUACGUUACUGAAACUAUUGGAGUUUAUUUACUUUUGGCCAGCAAAGAGGCGAUCUCUUCUCGACUUAGCUGCUAUGAUGAUUAAAGUGCUUGAUACAGCUGCAAUCAACAAUCUGUAUGGCUGCAUUAUUCACUAUCUAAAGGCAAUAUGGUGUACCAAGGAAGUCUCUACGAAAGCUAGACAUUCCGCUUAUGCAUUAAUUGUAGAAAUGGGGAGAGCUAUAAAUCGGCUGACUAAUGGCAGUGAAAAAGAAAUAGUUCCUAGACCGUUGAUUGGUAACUUAGUUAAUACUAUAAUAAUAGUCUUACAAUCAAAAUCACGGGAGUUAAUAGUCGUUGCCUUCCCUCGCGAUGUGGUAAUGCCAUAUUUGGGAAUGAUUAUUCAAGCUAUAGCUGAUUGGAGUUCGGAUAUAAAGCGUCACUUUAGAUUCAAAACGAAAAUCUUAUUUCAGCGUAUGAUUACAAAAUUCAGUUACGACAUUAUCACUAAGCUGGCCCCUGAAAACUGUCAAAAAGUACUUAACAACAUAAAGAAAGCGUGUAAUCGAGCGAAAAGAAAAAAAUUGCAUUCAAGAAAUAAGAACAAUCCUAAGGAAUGCAAACUGAACGUUAAGAGUACCUCAAUUCAAAGUUUUGAAGAUUUAUUGAAUGAUUCGGAAGAUGACGACGUCAACGAUACCAAGACAGAAAAGAGGGCUAGGACAAAAAAUAAGCUGAACGUGAAAGGAAAGGCUGCAUGGAUAAACGAAAGUGAAUACGAAGGGCCAAUUGAUUUUCUAGAUGCAUCUGUAAACCAGAAGAUAUUAGUCACAGACCCUAAGUCGUUUAUCAAGGAAGAUCACCUAUAUCCAUCCAAAAAGAAAUUUAAAAGGAUUCCCAAGCGGAAAAGGUUGGCUGAUAUCGCUAGCGUUACAAUAGAUGCCAAUAAUGACCGUAAGAGUGAAGUNUCAUUUAGGUACGAUACAACCAGCGACCCUUUCAAUAAAAAAAUAAAGAAAAAUAACCCUUCAAUUGGCAUAGGAUACAGAUCAAAGAAGGCGCGAGGCGAUAUGAUGUCAGCGAACAGAUACGAGCCCUAUGCGUAUAUACCAAUGAAUAAGCAGAAUCUGAACAAAAGAAAACGAUUAAAGCUAGCCGGGCAAUACCGUGGAAUUGUACGCGCUGCCAAGCAUAGUACUACCACUGCUAAUAACCGCGAUAAACUACGAGGGAAAAUGGUUAUACAGCAAAGGAAGAAUAUCAGUAAUCUCUAA